This is a messenger RNA of Quercus robur (English oak), 983 nucleotides long. RefSeq lists its product as uncharacterized. The record is from RefSeq and is a predicted model, not a curated record. Bases 67 to 882 code for a protein of 271 amino acids. NCBI's taxonomy places the organism in Eukaryota, Viridiplantae, Streptophyta, Magnoliopsida, Fagales, Fagaceae. The transcript is spliced from 2 exons.
UGCCAAUAAUCCUUCUUUUUUUUUUUUGUCAAGAAGGACGAUUUUCAUGAAACUAACUCCAAAGACAUGUCUGACAGUAGCAACAAGUCCAGCGAUGCUCCUGUUAGCAACCUAAACAAGGCACUCGAUGCAACCCCAAGCAAGGGGAAACAACCAUCAAUAACACCACGCCUCAUUCCGGUUGGAGAAGGGAAACCAUCAAACUUGGAGGCUUUUAAUAAGCUCAGAGCUGAUAUCGUCAAGUCCAUUAUAGAUCUAGAAGCAGAAUCCAAGUCUACCAUUUCCUCUUCUACUAGUCUCACACCAGAGACCACUCCUGAUAAACUACUUUGGGCGCGUGAAGAGCUUAAAUUUUGUUUAGAUUCCACCAUUGAUAGUGCCUUUAGAACUAGUGCUGACUUAAACCUGUUCAGAGAAGAUGCUGCACUCCUGAUUGACAAGAGCCAAGAUCUUAACGAUACCGAGCGUGGCCUUUUAGCUGUCUUCAGUAAUGACCUUGAUAGGAUAGAUAAGAAUGUAAAGAUUGCGGGUAUAGAGAAGGAAUAUCUAGAUGAGGAUGCAGUAGAACUAAAGGAACUGGUCAAAACACGAGACGAUUACAAGAGUGAACUUCAAAGCUGUCUAGAUGAUAUGAAUAGGUUGAGUGAUGAGCAUGAACAACUGCUGAAGAAGCUUCGUGAGCAUGAAGCAAAAAUGAAUGAAAAGAAGAGAAAUUGUGACAAAGUGUAUCGUAAAAAACCCAGCAUCGUUGGAAAAAUAGCGCAACUUAAAGAAAUUGAGGUGCGUUACGAACAAGAAGCUGCUGAGAUUGAAAAAUUGCGUAAAGUCCCUGAAAUUGGUUGGAAGGGUUUGAAAGCUAUUAAAAACUUACAAACUAGUUAAGCAAUUAGUUUGACGAAUGUAAAAUUUAUGUUUGGAAAUCAAACAAUAAAUAAAUUUCACAAAUUUAAAUUUGUAUUGAUGAAUAAAUAUGUAUGAUUCUU